Messenger RNA from Morus notabilis, 1980 nucleotides. RefSeq names its product putative disease resistance protein RGA3. Gene Ontology annotation, molecular function: protein binding; ADP binding. The transcript has a single exon. Lineage: Eukaryota; Viridiplantae; Streptophyta; Magnoliopsida; Rosales; Moraceae. The record is from RefSeq and is a predicted model, not a curated record. Bases 1 to 1980 code for a protein of 659 amino acids. Gene Ontology annotation, biological process: defense response to other organism.
AUGGGGGCAGCCACACACCAGAUUAGUCUGGAAAGAUUGUCUGAAGAGCAUUGUUGGUUAAUUUUUAGCCAAUUGGCAUUCAUGGAAAGAACAACAGAGGAGUGCGCAGAAUUAGAAAAUAUUGGUAGGCAAAUUGCAAGAAAAUCAAGUGGCUUGCCCCUUGUUGCUAAAACUUUAGGGAGUCUCAUGCGCUUUAGAAAGACCAUAAGUCAAUGGGAGGACAUUUUGUGCAGUGAACUGUGGGAGUCGAAAGAUGUUAAAGUUAGGGAAAUUUUUGCUCCAUUUCUGCUUAGUUAUUACGAUCUAACUCCUCUCCAAAAACGUUGUUUUUUAUAUUGUUCGGUAUUUCCUAAAGAUUAUAAUAUUGGAAGAGAUGACUUGAUCGAGAUGUGGAUGUCACAAGGUUAUUUAAGUCAAACAAUAAAUUCCAAGAAAGAAGGUCGAGAUUGUUUUGAAAGUUUAGCUAUGCGGUCAUUUUUUCAAGAUUUCAAAGAGGAUGAAUUCUAUGGAUCCAUUAAAUGCAACAUGCAUGACAUAGUUCAUGACUUUGCUCAAUUUUUUAUGGGUAGUGAAUACGUUCUGAUAGAAGUUGAUGGUAUUGAAGAGAAUAAAAAGGAAGUAGAUGAAAGCACUCGUCACUUGACCUUAGUGGUUGGAUCUGAAGACCGUUUUCUUACCCUAAGGCACAAUGCAAAGAAUUUGCGCACAAUUUACAUUUACUCAAACACCGACAAACUACAUGUUGAUAGAAUGUUGUUGUUUUCUCAUCUGACACGUCUUCGGACGUUAAAUUUGUAUCGCUGCUACAUUGAAAGUUUACCAGAGGAUAUUGGUUUAUUGAAACAUUUAAGAUAUCUGGACUUGUCUGGCAACACUAAUUUGAAGGAAUUGCCUGGCACAUUGUUUAAUCUUUAUAAUCUUCAGACUCUAAGAUUGGGUAAUUGCAGUUCACUUCCAAGACUACCAGAGAAGAUUGCAAAAUUGGUCAACUUAAAAAAUCUAUAUAUCUAUGGGUGUCGCUUCGAGGGCCUGCCAAAAGGGAUAGCAAAAUUGACUGGUCUCCUAACUCUAGAUAUGUGGGUGGUGCCCAAGGAGAGAAAAACAUAUCUUGAUGUCGGAGAUCUGAAAAUGCUGAAAUACCUUCAAUUUCAAAGCUUUCUCUGCAUUAAAAGGUGCGCAAGCAUGGGGAAUCUUGAUGAGUCUGAGAAGAUAAAUCUCAGCAGUUGGCAACAUCUUCUUGACUUGACACUGCGUUUUAGAGAAACUGGUGAGCUGUAUGAAAUUGGAGAAAUUCUUGAUGCUGAUACUGAAAUUCUGGAAUCCUUGCAACCACAUCCUAACUUAAAAGCAUUAGACAUCUCGGACUACCUAGGUGCAACUGUGUCCCCCACUUGGAUGAUGUCGCUAACUAAUUUGACAAGUCUCGAACUAAACUUUUGUACAAAAUGUGAGAUUUUACCCCCACUAGGAAAACUGCCUUCUCUUGUUUCGUUGGUUAUUUGUUGCUUGGAUAGCUUGAAGAAGGUGGGUCCAGAAUUCCUUGGAAUUACAGAAAGAGACGAAGAAGACCACGGUACAGCUAGAAGGGAUCAGGAUACUCCAUCCGAACCAUCCAUUAUUUCUUUUCCGAGAUUGAAAAAGCUUACGUUUGAUUGGAUCGAGGAGUGGAAAGUGUGGGAAGGAUACAGGAUGACAACAACGACACCGACAAAAAUUAUGCCAUGUCUUCACUCCUUGAAGAUUACCAAGUGUCACAACCUAGAAACGCUCCCGGAUUUCCUGCAAAUGACUCCACUGCAAAAUUUAUCUGUCAAAAAGUCUAAAAUUUUACAACGAAAUGUCCAAAAAGGUACCGGAAAGGAAUGGUACAAGAUUUCUCAUGUCCUAAACAUCCAAAUCAAUAAAAAGUACGUGCAGAAAAAUGGUGUUUGGAUUCAGAAAGACGAAAGUGACGAUGGAGAAACAUCAUCAAGCGAAUGA